AUGGGUGAAUUUCUUAGCGUUCUGUGUGAAGAGAGUGAUGGCGAACCACUGGGAGGUGAAGGAGAGCAUGCAGUAGUGGAGUCUAACAGUUAUGGUGAAGUAGAUGAUGAGAAAGAUACUGAAGAAUCAAGUGAAGAAGAUAGUGAUGAAGAUCAAAUCAAAUAUUCCAUCCAUGAUCCGAAGGUCAAAUGGAAUGUUAUGAAACCAGUUCUCGGAGAAAGUUUGAGCGUUGUACACUAUCUUCUACGCAAAUCGGAACCUGCCGGAACCUUAUCUGUUUCCAGUGCCGACUUCGUCGGAGCUCCCGAUCUCGCCGGAACGCUAGCAACUUCUUGCGCCAAGUUCACCGGAGCACUGGAGUUCCACUUCUUCCCCUCUCCUUCCUCUGCAUUAGAAUCCAAAGAACACCAACUACAUAGAAGACAUCGAAGCUUCUUUGAUGUCUUUGCAUAUAUUAUUCCUAACAUAUCAUCGGUGGGAAAACCCCAAAAAAUGGGUAAUUCCAUCUCACUCGUAUGUUGUCCCUAUGAAUUGGUAAGAGAGAGAGGUGAUGUUUUAGUGAUCAAAGAAGAUGGCGAGUCAUUAAGAUUCAAAGACGGGAUAUUUGUGAAAGAUAUUCUUUUUGCUUAUCCUUAUCACAAGAUAAUCCGGUGUUGUUCCGAAAGAACAGUCGUACCAAGAGAAAACCAACUGAGUUGCAACUGGCUUUACUUCUUGUUGCCAGUUGGGUUGGCACUCAGUGAAGCUGCGUACCGGAGUCUCAUCCGGUCUGCAGCUUCACAAAAUCUGAAUGCCAGCAUAACAACCAUGAUUAAGAUAGAGGAGAACAAUCAACAGAGGAAGGAAAAUGAUCAUAAGGGGAAAGGUCCAGCGUACAAAGAUUGUAGCUCUACGUACAAGUGGAAACCAAUUCUAAGGACGAUCCCAGAGAUAACCUCACCUUCUAUCUAA
This is a messenger RNA of Lactuca virosa, 951 nucleotides long. The record is from the annotation of a GenBank genome assembly. NCBI's taxonomy places the organism in Eukaryota, Viridiplantae, Streptophyta, Magnoliopsida, Asterales, Asteraceae.